CGAAUGUGUCGGAUCGAGAUAACGGAUGUAUGGAAUAUUACACACGUGACCAUACUUUGAUCAAGCAGAGGUCAAGUGUGAAUUGCCUCAGAUUUAUAAGUUAACUCGGUCGCAUGGGAUCGGUCAGUCAGUCAGUCAGUGUUGCAUGCUCAAUAUCAGUCGGAAUAUAGCCAUACAGAUAGAUAGAUGUCGACGCAAACGUUGUUACAGCCGCGACGAGAGGCGAGGAUUUUGGAUCCUUCGGACAAGUAUCGGCCGGAGCCGGUUUACGCGGGAAAAUUGAAAAGGGAGUUCAGGGAUUACAGCGAGGAUCGGAACGAUCCGGUUAAGGAACGGGUGAGAAAGACAUAUCGCAAGAUGCACUCGAAUCAAACCGUCGAGUUCGUGCGAUCGCGUAUGAAGGAGUGGUUACGAUUCGACAAGUUCAGAAUGACGGUCAAGGAGGCAUUGGCCAAGUUGAACGAUCUGGUGGACGAGAGCGAUCCGGACACCGAUCUGCCCAACAUCGUGCACGCGUUCCAAACCGCGGAGUUGAUCAGGAAAGAGCACCCCGACUUGGAUUGGUUCCAUCUCACCGGUUUGAUCCACGAUCUGGGCAAGGUGAUGGCGUUCUACGGGGAGCCACAGUGGGCAGUGGUGGGCGACACGUUUCCAGUGGGAUGCGCCUGGGCCGACUCGAUCGUCUACAGAGACACCAGCUUCGAGGAUAAUCCGGACGGGAAAGAUCCUCGAUACAACACGAAGUACGGUAUGUACGAGGCGGAAUGCGGGAUAGACAAUUUGCUAAUGUCGUGGGGCCACGACGAGUAUCUGUAUCGCGUGCUCGUGCACAACAACUGCAAACUGCCCAACGAGGCUCUGGCGAUGAUUCGUUAUCAUUCGUUCUAUCCGUGGCACGCGGGUGGCGAUUACAUGCACUUUUGCACGUCGAAAGACAUGGAAACGUUGAAAUGGAUCGUCGAGUUUAACAAGUACGAUCUGUACACGAAGAACAACGAGGUGCCCGAAAUCGAGAAAUUGUGGCCGUAUUACGAGAAAUUGAUCGACAAAUACAUCCCCGGAGUGUUGGAAUGGAAACGGAAUCGCGGUGGAUCGCGAUUGGAAGCGCGAGUAGAGCAGUCCCCAACCGGCGGGGAGCAGUAAAUGGGAUGGAUAUAU
Apis florea (little honeybee) is the source of this 1158-nucleotide messenger RNA. It is a transcript of the gene Miox, whose product is annotated as Myo-inositol oxygenase. Gene Ontology annotation, biological process: inositol catabolic process. Gene Ontology annotation, molecular function: iron ion binding; inositol oxygenase activity. Lineage: Eukaryota; Metazoa; Arthropoda; Insecta; Hymenoptera; Apidae. The record is from RefSeq and is a predicted model, not a curated record. Gene Ontology annotation, cellular component: cytoplasm.